ACGAACGUGUACGUGUUGCCCUUUCAAAACUCAAAGAUGUGCUCAGUCGCAGGGAGUCUUGCGAAAAUACACGAGGGAAUCAUCAGCAAAUGAAACCAGACUCGGCAAAUCAGAGCAAAAAGGAUCAACGCCUGGAGCGGAAGAAACGAAAGGCUUUGGCAUUUUUGGAAUUGAUGGAGCUGAACGAGCGAGAUAGAGAGACAGCAGCUGUCAAACAAACAUCACCGUCAGAGGAAUCGCAGCAACCAGAGCAGAAAAAGGCAAAACUCGAGGAAGUCGACUAUCAAACGCUGAAGACGGAAGUCAACAAAAAACGGGACAGGAUGCGGAACGUUCCGAAGCUGCGGCUGAAGGAGGUUGGCCAGGAAGCGUUGAUGAAGACAAAGCCCGAGGACCGGGUUCCGCUGCUGAUGGAUGACGUGCAGGCGCUGUUGAUGCACACACUGCUGCGGACCGAUUCUCCGAUGAGUCCGGGCCGCUGGGUGGCGCUGGAGAAAUCGGCCAAGUUGACCCACACGACGGUGCUGCUGGUGGAGGGUCUCACGUCGGACGACUUUGCCGAGUUCGAGCACGAAAUGCCCGAGUGUAAGAAGAUAUUUCAGCACAUUCUACAGGUGGUGGCACCGAGUGACAGGUUGGUGGAGGAAUUGGCCUGCGUUCCGCUGUCCGACACCCACAAGGACAUCCUGCUGGCCGAGUAUGGUUCGCUGGAGGCCGCGAUGCUCGGUUGCAAGGACCAUCUGCUGAUCCGGCGAAGCAUUUUCAACAACAUUGCCGGUUCGGACGCCGGUGUCGAUCCGGACUACAGCGAGCUGGAUCUGCCCCCGGGGGACAAGUUCCCGCGGACGCAACUGCUGCUGUCGCCGAUCCAGAUGAUCAACGAAGAUUACCCACUGCCACUAACGGGCAAUCUGAAGCAUCGCUACAUCGAUUACAUUACCACGAACGACCAUUAUGCGCCGGUCACGCCCAAGUCGCCGAUGUUUGGCCUCGAUUGUGAGAUGUGUCGGACCAGCAUCAACGCGUCGGAACUCACCCGCGUUUCGAUCGUUGACGAGCAGGGCCAAGAGUUUUACGAGUCGCUCGUGCGGCCGAACAACAAGAUCAUUGAUUAUGUGACGCAAUUCUCGGGAAUUACGCCCGAGCUCAUGAAGAACGUGUCCAAGACGUUGAAGGACGUGCAUCGGGAGUUGAAGAACAAACUGCCCCCGGAUGCGAUCCUGGUGGGUCAGUCGUUGAACUUUGACUUGAACGCACUGAAGAUGAUGCACCCGUACGUGAUCGAUACGAGUAUUUUGUUCAACGUGACCGGCACGGCCGGAACCAAGACGAAGCUGAAGGUGCUGGCGAAAAAGUUUCUCCAGCAGGACAUUCAGAGUUCCGCCGGAGGUCACAACUCGAUCGAAGAUUGUUCCGCCUCGUUAGCGCUCGUCAAGUUGAAGCUGUCCAAGAACAUUUACUACGGCGAUCAGUGGCUUCAGGAUCGCCGAAACUAUCACAAAAAGGCCAGCCGCAUUGGAAUCGCGACCCAACAGGAAGUUCAACGCUUCGGGGCCGAUGCAACCACGACGGAAAUAACCACAACGCUGUUUGGGCAAGCCCGCAAGAAGAACAAAAAGUCCGCAAUCGUGACGAGCGCCAACAAUUUGGACAACUUUGGCAACUAUUUCGGUGAAGCGAUGCAGGCGAACGCCGAUGUGAAGAAGCUGCUCUGCUUCCAGAAGCUGGACUCAGACGAGGCCGUCAUCGAGCAGACCGUUGACAAGUGUUUGAACUACGAUUUCAACCUGAGCUGCAUCCAGCUCAAGCCGGAAGAUCUGGCCACGGUGGACGCCAAGCGCAACAAGAUCCGACAGAUUGACGGCUGGGUCCGGAAGCUGUACGGGGCCAUUUCGGUGAACGGGCUGUUGGUGGUGCUGCUGGCCGGCGGCGAGGUCAGUCCCCAGAGCCGGAUGGCGGUCGCGAUGGUCGAAACGCGCAAGUGUUGAGUGGUGGUGUUGUUGUGGUGUGAAGUGAUUGAAUUCUCUUUCGGUAUAUCUCGUUGAAAUGGAAUAAAAAAAAAGGUUGAAUUCUAUAUACGUUCCGUUAACAGAA
Messenger RNA from Culex quinquefasciatus (southern house mosquito), 2094 nucleotides. It is a transcript of the gene Rexo5, whose product is annotated as RNA exonuclease 5. The transcript has 3 exons. Gene Ontology annotation, molecular function: exonuclease activity; nucleic acid binding. The record is from RefSeq and is a predicted model, not a curated record. Gene Ontology annotation, cellular component: nucleus. Bases 90 to 1988 code for a protein of 632 amino acids. NCBI's taxonomy places the organism in Eukaryota, Metazoa, Arthropoda, Insecta, Diptera, Culicidae.